CCGCCGUACACGCAGUUCCGCAGGUGCGCGAUUUUCGAUCCCUCCCUUCCUCGAGAAGGAUCUCGGACGAAGGAUCUCGUCAGAGCAAAAUAACGCACGAGUGCUUCGGCGGCGGCGAUCCGUUCCCGGCAAUAGCAACGGUGGAAACGACAACGGUGAUUUUCUACGCGAUUUUGUAAUUCGACGGGAGGACCGUCGCAUAAAGUGGAGUGAUACAAAUGUUUUAUGGACAUCGGGACAUCACGUUGGUAGCAUCUUCGUCGACUCAUCGAUAGUUGCGGCGCGGGUGGUUCAAAGGUGAUCACAAAAGAUCGUCGACGAUAUGUCCCCGAGAAUCCACGGACUUCCGUGAAAAAAUUAAACUUCGGAAUUUGUAGUGACUAUCGACGGAAAAAUGGCAGACCGACAGAGAAGGAGUCGAUACUUGACCAUCAGUAUACUGCAUAUUAUCACAAUAAUGUGCCAAGCGCUCUCCGACCCGCCAAUAUUUGCCGAGCCCAUACCAAAUGUCACGGUGGCGCUGGGAAGGGACGUCAGCCUACCCUGUGUCAUCGAAAAUCUCGGAAGUUACAAGGUGGCGUGGAUCCAUGUUGGUCGCCAAAUGUUGCUCACCAUUCACAAGCACGUGGUCGUGAAAGUACCCAGGUUUUCCGUGUCACAUGACAAUCAGAAAACAUGGCUGCUUCAUAUAAAUAGUGUGCAACAGGAUGACCGGGGUUAUUAUAUGUGCCAAGUAAAUACUAAUCCAAUGAUUAGCCAAGUGGGCUUUCUUCAAGUCGUUGUGCCGCCGAAUAUAUUGGAUUCCCUUUCUACGGAAAGCACUGUGGCAGUUCGGGAACAUCAGAAUAUUACACUUACAUGCAAGGCCGACGGAUAUCCGCCACCGAAAUUAAUGUGGAAACGCGAAGACGGUCAAGUAAUAAGCAUCAACAAACAUCACAAAGUGACCCUGUAUGAUGGCGAGCAAUUAAACUUGACGAGGAUCACACGCAGCGAAAUGGGCGCUUAUCUCUGCAUCGCGACCAAUGGCGUGCCGCCCACGGUCAGCAAGAGGAUCACCGUGGAUGUCGAAUUUUCGCCGAUGAUCUUCGUGCCGAAUCAGCUUGUCGGCGCGCCAACCGGCACCAACGUAACGAUCGAUUGUCACACGGAAGCUUAUCCCCGCGCCAUGAGCUACUGGUUCCUGGGAGACGAGAUGAUUCUCACCAACGAGAAGUACACGACGAAUACCAUGGAGAACAGCUACCGCGCGCACAUGAGACUCACCAUCAGAAACUUGACAGCGAGUGACUUCGGUAGCUACCGGUGCAUUAGCAAAAACUCGCUGGGCGAGACGGAGGGAUCCAUCAGAUUAUACCCCAUUCCGAAGCCAUCGGCGGCACCGAAGGCGACAGAGAUCAAGAGCAGCGCCAACAAUGAAGGACGACCGAGCACGCCACCGCCAGCAAAAAGGCUGACCACCGUGUGGCCCUCGUCGUACAACCCCUACUAUCCGAAAAGGACAGAGCGGCCGCCUCAGCCGAGUGAGGAGAGGGUCGAGAGGCCCGAGCAGAAGCUACGUGGUGGCGAAAGUACAGGAAGCGCAUACAUCAUCAGAUGGAGUGCGCCGCAGUUGAUGGUCGUGGCGGUGCAGUACAUUCUCACGGGGCCCUACAUGCCCCCCUACGUGCCGCAGACAGCGAAUUAAGACGUCCCACCCCUUCUUCCCCCAUUGCGCUGCAGGAAAAGAACCACCGUCGCGUCGUCGCGCCGUUCACCUCCGAGGAAAACGGGGGUCGUCGACGAUUGGCGCGGCGGAGCUAUAUAGGCGAUGGAGAGGAGCCGCGGGAGAACGCACGGAAACUCCUAAAGUGUAUCAUCGUCGCCGUAUCUCUCGCGCGGGGAGCGCGCUUUUUGCGGACCCGCGUCCGAGCGCGCGCGGAUUAUGGGGCGCUGAUGGGCAGGAAAUGUGCUCGCGAAUCACGGGCGACUGGUAACGGGUAACUGGUUUACGACCGACAGACACGCUAAUCUACCCCUCCGAUCUGAAAUGGAUUCCGAUUUGUGCUUUAUGUACCGCCCGUCGAUCGGACGGCCGAUCGUCGCGCGAAUCGGAUUGAGAGAUUUUCACAACGACACGCGAGGUAUUACGUAAUUUUAUUCUUAUUAAACGGCCCCGCUCUCUCGCUCCUGCAGAUGAUACGCUGAAAAUACCCUGGCUGUGCU
This is a messenger RNA of Wasmannia auropunctata (little fire ant), 2205 nucleotides long. RefSeq names its product lachesin-like. The record is from RefSeq and is a predicted model, not a curated record. Gene Ontology annotation, cellular component: neuron projection. The transcript is spliced from 11 exons. The coding region runs from base 395 to 1687 and encodes 430 amino acids. NCBI's taxonomy places the organism in Eukaryota, Metazoa, Arthropoda, Insecta, Hymenoptera, Formicidae.